Molecule: messenger RNA, 693 nt
Organism: Histoplasma mississippiense
Lineage: Eukaryota; Fungi; Ascomycota; Eurotiomycetes; Onygenales; Ajellomycetaceae
Exons: 2
Coding region: 1-693 (230 amino acids)
Source: RefSeq, a predicted model, not a curated record
AUGGACGCUGGCGGUCUAGCUCAGAUGACUUACAAUAACAUGUCUUUCAAUGGCGGUUCCCUUGGCGUUCCGGGUUCUGGUUUCGCGUCUCGUGGGAAGGGUUCUCACAUCAAACGUCUCAGUGUCCCUCACCCGUCAAAUAUUGGGUCCAUUAAUGAAUCUACGUCCUCCCCUUCAGUUACCACGCCACGCACUAGUCGUUCCCAUCUCCUGGCUGGACUGAGAACUGCUCCAAAGCAUUCUCCGGCACCCGCCACUGCUCCCUUGUCCCAUCAGCAGCCCCAUCCAUCGUUGGAUCAUUCCAGAUAUGGUGCUCAGCCAAAUUCCUAUGUCCAGCGCGUCCCGAUGACAUCAACUGGAGCAUUGUUUCCCAAUCACGCUAAUUCAUUCGGCUCCCAGUCGAACAGUAGACAUCAAAUGUACUCCUUGCCAGAACACGUACUUCCGCCUCCCACAAUUGAUCUCCCAAUUGACGAGAAUGGAGAACCUAUUGACGAAAAGUUGUAUGCAGAAUUGGUUUCGACAAACCUUUUCCUUGCUGCCCAACAACAACGUCUGCAGGAACAGCUAGCCUCAGUCACAGCUGCCGCGCAGCAAUUCCAAGGGUUGAACCUUGGUUUUUCGAUGGCCUCUCAGCAGCAAGUGAUGUCACCAACCACCCCGGGACCUGCCACAACAGCAGCAGCAGCAUGA